CCGGCGGGCGCCCCUGCGCAUGCGCGGCGGCGGUGCGGCCGUUUGGCGGCGGGUUCGAUUCAAACGGCGGCGGGAGGAUCGGCCUCUAUGGAGGGUGAGUUCUGUUGCAUCCCCGUCUACGAUGUGCUGCACCGCGCUGGGUAUCUCGCGGAAAUACAAAUGGCUUUUCCUUCAAAGAAACAAUGUGUCAGCAAAACACCAGAUCUAGAUUUCAACGAAGAUCCCAAUUCUUUUAACUCAAAUGUUCCAGCAGAUGGUAUUUCCAAAGCUACAAACCAAGGGUUGCCUAAAUCUGCUAAGAAAGUGGAACCGCUUUCAAAGAAGUCAGCUACAAGAGGACAUAUCAACAGAUACAAACUAGAAGCAGAGCUGAAGACCAAGAAUCAGCUAUUAGAAACAGCCAAACAGCAGCUACACUCCAGACUAACAGGAGCACAGGGUACUAUAAAGGAGUUAAAGGAGGAGAAUGAAGGCCUGCUACAAGAAAUUGAGAAGCUCAAGAAAUUUCAGCAGACUUGCAUGGUGAUUUUAGAAAGCAGAAACAUUGAUCCUGUUACAGGCAGCAAGAUUUUGGAGGAGGAAGAAAAGGCACAGGAAUGCCAGAAGCAGACAGUGCUGUUAACUGAGAAGCUCGUAGAAGAAUUGAGGCUAUUUAAUCAAACAGCUGCAAAAGAAAAGGAGGUGCUUCAGAUGGCAAUGGACAAGUGGAAGUCAGCAGAAGAAGAGAGACACCAGUCCCUGGAGAAGCAUUCUGCCUUUCAAGCAGAAAUUAAGGAAUGUUCAGCAACACUUAACGAUUUGGAGCUGCUCCUGGCAAUGUGAGGCAUGAAGAUGGACUAGACUGGGUUUUUUGCUGUUUUACUGAUAGUUUAGUGGUCUCUACUUGGCAAACCCAGUUCUGUUGGGGCAGGAACAGGACGGUGGCUGGGCAAGCGGCCGGGGCAGGACUCGUGGCUCUUACUGCUCUACCGGCAGCCGCCGGGGCCUCGCCUGGACCCUCCUUACCGCACGCCGCUGGCGAGCGGCUUCCUCCUCACGAUCCUUCGGUUCCUCCGCGCUAUAACUCAUUAAGUUAAUCAUUAAACGCGCUCUCAAUUCCCCGA
Molecule: messenger RNA, 1103 nt
Organism: Falco peregrinus (peregrine falcon)
Lineage: Eukaryota; Metazoa; Chordata; Aves; Falconiformes; Falconidae
Gene: KNSTRN
Product: kinetochore localized astrin (SPAG5) binding protein
Exons: 8
Coding region: 88-822 (244 amino acids)
Biological process (GO): spindle organization; regulation of attachment of spindle microtubules to kinetochore; mitotic sister chromatid segregation
Cellular component (GO): microtubule plus-end; mitotic spindle; centriolar satellite
Source: RefSeq, a predicted model, not a curated record